CCGUGACAUUCUGAUUGGACAAUUCGCUUUUCCAUCGUCACUGCACCACUUGUUGAAUUUUGCUGUUCCGUCUCGGUUCAAUUUUCACUUUGAUAUUUUCCGGUUAAAUUUCGCGUUUCCCGCCGUAAAAAUAUGCCUAAUCGCUGGGUUAUUGCGGAAAUAAGUUGAGUGAAUAGAAAUUCGUUGUGAAAUCGGCAGUAAUACUAUGAAAUUCAUCGCAUUUACAUAUAUUGCUGUUGUGCGAGCGUGUGUGUGUGAGAUAGUGAAUACGUAAAAAGCCAGCUCGCACUGUGCUAGUACACAUAUAAGUAAAUAUACAUAAAAAAAUAUAAGUAAAAGAAAAUCUACAAGUGUUAACCAAGCCACAAAGGGCGAUCAGAGCUACAAACAUUGCAUAUGAAUAGAUAUAUUCAUAUACAGAAUAUAAUUUGAAAUACCUUAAAUGCUACAAAUGAAUGCCUUGCCUGCUAUAAAGCGAAUGUUUAAGUGAAAAACGCUUUCUGCGAACGCGGUGGGUGUGUUAGCGGCAAGCCAGUUGGAACAUAACCGGGUCGCUUCGGCACAGCAGCUAUGUGGCGAUGACAAACACACAUUCACGGAAUUAUAUUUCUCUAACUAGAUUUGUUGUUUUGUUUAUGUGCCACAUAUUCGUCAUUUGCCGCGUUAUUUUUCCACAUUCUUUCUGCGGUGUUUAUUUUUAAGUGCAAAACAAAGACUACAUUGAUCAAUUGCAUUGUUUUGUUUAGAGAAUCGUCUGUGGCUUACAUGAAAAAAAUGAAAUAGCAAAAGUUGCUAGCUGUGAUCUGUGCGGUAAAUAAAAAUUCAAGAUUCCAAGUGAAAUUACCGUUGUAUAAAUGUAUAAUACUAGGUAGUAAAGUAUUAAAGUGCGAUAAGUACAACGUAAACAUUCCAUUAACAUUCCAAACAAACCGCAAAAACGGAUGGACGUAUUAAAUAACACAUUCCAAUUAAAUUUGAAUUUCCAAAGGCAAGUUUGCAAACUUAGUGCUUUUAGCAACUGCAGCAACAGUUGUUGCCAUAACUUGAGGAAUUCUGUUGCUUGUAAGACACACAAGCGCAAAUACAAACACUAGCAAACAUCUCGUCAACUACAGCAUCGAGUACAACUUCCACUGCUACUAUCAUCCAUUUCCACGCUUUUCCGCCUACCAUUGCUUCUCUCUCAUUUUCUGCGGUUUCGUCGGGGGCACACACACCAACAAACAAGCAAGCAAGCGCUCAUACACUUUUGAAACACAUAUGUGAUAUUUAACGAGACGGUGAAUAAGAGGGAGAAGAAGAAACAGGAUAUUCAAGAGGUGUAAUUUCCACUUGCUUGCGAGACACAGUGUGCUCCAGAUAGUGUCACUAGCGCUCACACCCCUGUUACGCCCACUUUCAACACAAUGGGCGAUAAUAUAAUUGGCUCGGCAAGCUUCUUGCAUUUGGGCGAUAUUGUGUCGCUCUAUGCGGAGGGCAGUGUUUGCGGCUUCCUCAGCACACUCGGCCUGGUCGAUGAUCGCACGGUGGUUUGCCCGGAGGCGGGCGAUUUGAAUUAUCCGCCUAAGAAGUUCAGAGAUUGUCUCAUAAAGGUUUGUCCCAUGAACCGUUAUUCUGCACAAAAGCAAUUCUGGAAAGCCGCCAAGCAGUCUGCCAGCUCCAAUACAGACACGAAUCUCUUGAAGCGUUUGCAUCAUGCUGCGGAAAUCGAAAAGAAACAAAAUGAUACCGAAAACAAGAAGCUGCUGGGUACCGUGGUGCAAUAUGGCAGCGUCGUGCAGCUCCUCCAUCUCAAAUCAAACAAAUAUCUAACCAUGAACAAGCGAUUACCCUCGCUACUUGAGAAAAAUGCGAUGCGAGUCUACUUGGACGCCAAUGGUAAUGAGGGUUCUUGGUUCUACAUAAUGCCUUUCUAUAAGCUACGUUCCGCGGGCGAUAAUGUUGUGGUUGGCGACAAAGUCAUAUUGAAUCCCGUAAAUGCUGAGCAACAAAAUCUACAUGUAGCCUCCAAUUACGAGUUACCGGACAACCCUGGCUGUAAGGAGGUAAAUGUGCUCAAUUCCUCCACCUCAUGGAAGAUCACGCUCUUCAUGGAGCACAAAGAGAAUCAAGAGCACAUACUCAAGGGCGGUGAUGUUGUGCGUUUGUUUCAUGCCGAACAAGAGAAAUUCCUCACCAUGGACGAGUAUAAAAAGCAACAGCAUGUCUUCUUGCGUACGACGGGACGUACAAGCGCGACAGCGGCCACAAGUAGCAAGGCGCUGUGGGAGGUUGAGGUUGUACAACAUGACUCAUGUCGUGGCGGUGCUGGGCACUGGAACUCUUUGUACCGUUUUAAGCAUUUAGCAACCGGUUACUACCUAGCCGCCGAGCUGGAAUCGGUAGUCAGCACGACUUUGGUCCAAUCUUUGGAAGGCAGUGGACUGGACACAUCGCUAAAAGAGUCAGAUAAGAUCAAGUGCGAACGUUAUCGCCUGGUGCCAGUGCCAUAUUCCACUGAAAUCGCAUCGGUAUUCGAAUUAGACCCCACAACGAUGGCGCGCGCCGACAGUCUUGUGCCGCAAUCGAGUUAUGUGCGUUUGCGGCAUUUGUGCUCGAACACUUGGGUGCACGCCACCUCCAUACCCAUUGACAUAGACGAUGACAAGCCGGUGAUGUCAAAGGUCUGUUGUUCGCCCAUCAAAGAGGAUAAAGAAGCCUUCGCCCUCAUACCGGUAUCACCCGUGGAGGUGCGUGAUUUGGACUUUGCAAACGAUGCGUGCAAGGUGUUGGAUACCGUUACAAGCAAGUUGGUGAAUGGCAGCAUAUCCAUAAAUGAGCGACGCGCACUGAUAGCGUUGCUGCAGGAUAUUGUCUUCUUUAUUGCUGGCAUGGAGAAUGAACAGAACAAAGCGAAGGCAUUGGAAUUAACAAUUAAGAGUCCAAUACGAGAUCGCCAAAAACUGCUACGCGAGCAAUAUAUCCUCAAGCAGCUGUUUAAAAUACUGCAGGGUCCAUUCCAGGAGCAUCCGAGCGGUGAAGCGCCUUUUCUGAGACUCGAUGAACUGAGCGAUCCGAAAAAUAGUCCUUACAAGAAUAUAUUCCGAUUAUGCUAUCGCAUACUGCGUCUCUCCCAACAGGACUACCGCAAGAAUCAGGAGUAUAUCGCCAAGCACUUUGGUCUCAUGCAAAAGCAAAUAGGCUAUGAUAUCCUAGCUGAGGACACGAUCACCGCACUGUUGCACAACAAUCGAAAACUACUGGAGAAACACAUAACCGCCGCGGAGAUUGAGACCUUUGUAGGUCUGGUCCGCAAGAAUAUGCACAACUGGGAUUCGCGCUUCCUCGACUACCUUUCCGAUUUGUGUGUUUCGAAUCGGAAAGCGAUAGCUGUGACGCAGGAGCUCAUUUGCAAGAGUGUUCUCAGCUCAAAGAACUCGGAUAUCCUUAUCGAGACACAGAUCAAACAUUUCAAAGCACCUGUGUUCGAUGUGUACCCCAACUCCUCCGCGGAUUCCUAUUCGCUGAGCACAUUAACGGAGGUAUUAGACGACGAGGAGAAGUCCGAUUUGAUCUCUAAUUCAACAACAACGACCAGUUGGGAUACGACAAGUCUGAAUGACGCACCGGAGAUUGAGGAAAAAUAUGAAAUACAUUUGAAAUGGCGCGGUCAACCAAACUCACGUUCCAUGGGCGACUUGGCCGAUUGUGCUGCCCAAGGCAAAGAGGAGGAGGCUGCCAUACUCAAUUACUAUCGCCAUCAAUUGAAUCUCUUUUCGAACAUGUGUUUGAAUCGCCAGUACUUGGCGUUGAACAUUUUAUCUCCGCAUCUGGAUAUCGAUUUGAUACUCAAAUGCAUGUCCGAUGAAACAAUGCCGUAUGAGCUGCGCGCUUCAUUCUGUCGUCUAAUGCUGCAUUUGCAUGUCGAUCGUGAUCCACAAGAACCUGUGACACCGGUUAAGUAUGCGCGUCUCUGGAGCGAAAUACCAUCAAAGAUGUCGAUACUAGACUACGAUGGCAAGAACCAGCAACCAGAUCAUAAUAAAGAAGCUGUGCGCGCUAAAUUCAACACGACAAUCGCCUUUGUAGAAAAUUAUCUCUGCAACGUGGCCACCAAGGUGUGGCUAUUCACCGACCAGGAGCAAAAUAAACUAACGUUUGAGGUGGUAAAAUUGGCACGCGAUCUCAUCUACUUCGGCUUCUACAGCUUUAGCGAUCUGCUGCGCCUGACCAAAACUCUGCUCUGCAUUUUGGAUUGUGUGUCGGAAACUGGCAUGGACGGCGCAAUACCUGGGCGCUUUGUUAAUACGGAUAUGGACUCGCAACCAGAAGAGGAAACGGCGGAAGGCGGCGUUCUUCGUUCCAUCGGUGACAUGAACACGGUUAUGACGUCGCUGGCGCUCGGCUCCGUUGGUCAAGCGAUCGCAUCGCCCGCCUCGCUAGCACUGCAACAUCGCAAGUCCGUUUCCCAGAUGAUGAAGGAGUAUCCCCUGGUCAUGGAUACCAAGUUGAAGAUAAUUGAGAUUCUACAAUUCAUACUGGACGUACGUUUGGAUUAUAGAAUCAGUUGCCUCCUAUCGAUAUUCAAGCGCGAAUUUGAUGAGACCGAGUUAAGCGCAGCCGCGGCAGCAGCAGCAGCAGCAGCUGCGGCGGCCAAUACAACUGGCACAGCCGAUGGUUCGCCCAAUGAUGGCAAUGUGAGUAGUGGCGAGAUAAGUAGCAAGAAUGCGGCGCUGAUGGAGGCUGCGGCGGCAGCUGCUGCUGCGCUAAGUACACGUCAGAAGAAUAUCGAUUUGGAGUCAAUUGGUGUGCAGGCGGAGGACAUUUUCGACUGCGAUAGUGGUGAUGCGUCGAAUUUGGAUUUGGAUGGCCAGGGUGGGCGCACUUUUCUGCGCGUCCUACUCCAUCUCAUCAUGCACGACUAUCCGUCGUUGGUAUCCGGCGCGCUACAUCUGCUCUUCAGACAUUUCAGUCAGCGACAGGAGGUGUUACAGGCUUUCAGACAGGUGCAAUUGCUUGUGUCCGACAGUGAUGUAGAGUCGUAUAAGCAAAUUAAAAAGGACUUGGACAUCCUGCGGCAAAGUGUCGAAAAGUCCGAGCUGUGGGUCUAUAAGCCGAAAACCACAGAUGAGUUUAAUGCUACUGCUGAGCGCUCAUCCGACCCGGCUAUCGAUGUCUCCAACUUGAGUAAUGAAUAUCGUGCUUCAUUGUCAAAUGAGCAGUUAAAUGAGUACAAAAAGGUUAAAGAGAUACUCAUACGUAUGAAUAAGUUUUGCGUCACCACGGGUCCCAACGUCAAACCGCGCAAACACGAACAACGCCUACUCCGCAACGUUGGUGUGCACACAGUUAUUCUCGAUCUACUGCAGAAUCCGUAUGAUGAAAAGGACGAUGUGCUCAUGAAGGAGCUGAUGUGUUUGGCGCAUGAGUUUCUGCAGAAUUUCUGCUUGGGAAAUCAACAGAAUCAAGUGUUGUUGCACAAUCAGUUAGAUUUGUUCCUCAAUCCAGGCAUACUGGAGGCCAAGACCGUCUGCGCAAUCUUUAAGGAUAAUCUCGCGCUUUGCAAUGAGGUGACCGACAAGGUAGUACAACAUUUCGUGCAUUGCAUUGAGAUCCAUGGCCGCCAUGUUGUGUAUUUGCAAUUCCUUCAAACAAUCGUCAAAGCUGAGAACCAAUUCAUUCGUAAAUGUCAGGACAUGGUUAUGCAAGAGCUAAUUAACGCCGGUGAAGAUGUGCUCGUCUUCUACAACGACAAAAGCUCCUUCAAUCAAUUCGUCACCAUGAUGCAGAGUGAAAAGUCACCACUUAGCGACUCGAGUCCGCUGCGCUAUCAUGUGGAGCUUGUUAAGUUGCUCGCCUGUUGUACCAUGGGCAAGAAUGUCUACACAGAAAUUAAAUGCAACAAUUUGCUCUCGCUGGACGAUAUAGUAACGAUUAUUUGUAAUCCUGCUUGCGUGCCGGAGGUGAAGGAAGCCUAUGUUGACUUCCUCAAUCAUUGUUAUAUAGACACCGAGGUGGAGGUUAAGGAGAUUUAUUCUUCGAGUCACAUGUGGAAUUUGUUUGAGAAGUCUUUUCUGGUCGAUAUUAACCAACUGAUUGCCAUCGGCGCCAACGCCGAUAAGACACUGCUUAAUUAUGUGUUGAGUGGUGUGACGAAUGUGUUGAAUACCUUCUUCUCCAGCCCCUUCUCCGAUCAGAGCACCAUCGUGCAAACGCGUCAGAUGAUUUUCGUUCAGAUACUGCAAGCCACCUAUCGCUUAACACAGUGUAAGUGGCUGUCACUGGCCGAUCGCUUUAAUGUCGAGAACUGCGUUCGUACGUUGGCUGAGUCGGCGAAGACGCGUAACAUUGCGAUUCCGCUCGACUUGGAGCAACAGGUGGUGUCGAUGUCUAGCAAAACAGCCUUGCUAACGCGUCAGACCACCAAAUGGCUUUUGGCCUCGAAGCAGCCAAAGUAUGAGACGCAGCUCUCGGCAAAUUUAAUGCGUUUAGACCGUUCGAUCAUAGAGGGCUUGCAAGAUAUUGUGUCGCUGUUGGAAGAUCAGCUGAAGCCGGUGGUGGAGGCGGAGUUGUCGUUGUUGGUCGACAUUCUGUACAGAUCGGAGUUACUUUUUCCGCCCGGCACCGAGGCCCGCAAAAGUUGCGAAAGCGGCGGUUUUAUUAGAAAGCUAAUCAAACACACUGAGAAGCUGCUGGAGGAGAAGGAAGAAAAACUAUGUGUAAAGGUGUUGCGUACUCUGCGCGAAAUGAUGGCAAUCGAUGUGAAUUAUGGCGACAAAGGAGAUGCGCUGCGCAACACUCUGCUAAUGCGGUACUUUGAUCGGAAGGGGGGCGGCGGAAGCGGUAUAAUUAUAAGCGGUGUUAGCGGAGGUGGCGCUAGUGGUAUAAUGGUUGGAAGCGUAGCCGAUAGCGGUGGAAUCGGUGGGAUGGGGCAAAAGACAAUUGAAGGCAAGUUAGAUGGUACUGAUGCUAGUCUACUAGAGCAACAGAAACGUGUUCAUCUCGUAACUCACGGCCCGGGUGCCAAGUAUCUCCAGCGAGCUGGUAAAACCUUACAUGAAGUACAAAAUCAUUUGGAUCGUGAAGGCGCCUCUGACUUGGUCAUUGAACUCGUUAUAAAGUCCGUACACUCUCCCUCAAUUUUCGUGGAAGCGGUUGAACUGGGCAUUGCUCUACUCGAAGGCGGCAACCCUAUCAUACAAAAGGGAAUGUAUCAAAAAUUUCUCAGUGGCGACUUCAAUCAAGCAUUCUACAAAGUUUUCUUCGAGAAAAUGAAGGACUCCCAACAGGAAAUAAAGUCAACUGUGACGGUUAACACCUCAGAUAUUGCGGCCAAGGCUCACGAAAGCAAGCAGGAUGUUAAUUUGGAGCUGGAUAAAAUUGCUCGUAAGCAUGGCGUCAAAAGUAAUGGCGUUGUCAUCACCGAUGAGCUAAAGAAGGAAUUGCACAAUGCGGGUCUUGCAACAGCUCGCGCUUACGGCAAUGCACGAAGCAUUCAUCCGGGCGAUGAAAACUCUGCCAUUAGCAUUAAUAGCCCAUUAGAAGACAUACUCGCCGAGAAGCUGGAGAAGAACAAAGACAGCAAGGACGAUCGCAAUAAGAUUUCGAAUAAAGUGUUGGUGAUGCAACCCAUUCUGCGUUUCCUGCAGUUACUCUGCGAGAAUCAUAAUCCCGAUCUGCAGAAUUUACUUCGCAAUCAAAACAACAAAACCAACUAUAACCUCGUCUCCGAAACCCUAAUGUUUCUGGAUUGUAUUUGUGGUUCAACGACAGGUGGGUUGGGCUUACUGGGACUAUACAUUAACGAAAACAAUGUCGCACUCAUCAACCAAACUUUGGAAACACUAACCGAAUACUGUCAGGGACCCUGUCAUGAAAAUCAAAAUUGCAUAGCGACACAUGAGUCCAACGGUCUAGACAUUAUAACAGCACUAAUACUUAACAAUAUCAAUCCUCUCGGUGAAAACCGCAUGGAUCUCGUCUUGGAGCUUAAGAACAACGCCUCCAAACUGUUGUUGGCCAUUAUGGAAAGCCGAGGCGACAGUGAGAACGCCGAACGUAUUUUAUACAAUAUGAAUCCGAAACAACUAGUAGAGGUAGCCUGUAAGGCCUACCACCAGGAGGAGAUGAUCGACGAGAAUGAUGAUCAUGAUGGCGGCGACGCCGAAGCGGAUGACGAGGUUUCGGUGAGUCCACGUGAAGUGGGCCACAACAUUUACAUUCUUUGUCACCAGUUGGCGCAGCACAACAAGGAGCUGGCGGCGCUGCUAAAGGCGUGUGAAGAUCCACAAGCAACCAACUUUGAUGCGAAAAUGAGCCAGGCGUUAAUGUAUUAUGCGACGCACACAGCACAAAUUGAGAUCGUACGUAACGACCGUACUUUGGAGCAAAUCGUUUUUCCGAUACCCGAAAUAUGCGAAUACUUGACGACAGACACGAAAAUCAAAAUACUGAACACAGCUGAACGCGAUGAUCAGGGCUCGAAGGUGGCGGACUUCUUUGACAAGGCCGAGGAGAUGUUCAAUGAAAUGAAGUGGCAAAAGAAGUUGAGAGGACAACCGUUCCUUUUUUGGGUCAGCAGUUAUAUGUCACUAUGGAGCAAUAUUCUUUUCAAUUGUGUGGUUGUCAUUAAUCUGAUUGUGGCAUUCUUCUAUCCUUUCGAUAAUACGGUACCGGAGCUCAGUUCCCAUAUUUCUUUACUCUUCUGGGCCAUUCUGCUAUUCUCACUGGCUAUUGUUGUGACGCUUCCACGUGAAUCAGGCAUUCGUACUUUAAUCGGCUCGGUGAUUUUACGUUCCAUCUUUCUAAUUGGUCCAGAGUCGACGCUCUGCCUGUUGGGAGUUGUGACGGUGACGUUAAAGAGCGUGCAUAUCGUGAGUAUCAUGGGCAAUAACGGCACACUGGAGAAGAAUUUCUUCAAGAUAAUCACAGACAUGCAACUACUCUAUCACUGCAUAUACAUGUUCUUCUGCUUUUGUGGACUGAUCUUCCAUCCCUUCUUCUACUCGCUACUGUUGUUUGACGUUGUAUAUCGCGAAGAAACUCUGGUGAAUGUCAUACGCUCCGUCACACGCAACGGGCGCUCGAUCGUUUUAACAGCAGUCCUAGCUCUUAUUUUGGUUUACCUAUUCUCCAUCAUUGGUUAUAUGUUCUUUAAGGACGACUUCCUUGUCGAGGUGGAUGCUGAUGACGGGCAGGCGAGUUCAACGCCGCCAUCACUGCCAGAUAUUACCAUAUCGAUGGCAGCAAAUAACGCGGAGAACACUUGUAGCGCGCCAGAUGCCUUUAACAAAGGAGUAUUUUGCGCCGGAGGCGGCAAUGGUGGUGGCGAUGCUAGUCCUACUGCCACCGCUGCCAAUGGCGGUUGCGGCGGCGGCGGCGGCGGCGCCGAUGCAAAGGAACGUUCUUGUGACUCUUUAGUUAUGUGUAUUGUGACCACAUUAAACCAGGGUCUGCGAAAUGGUGGCGGUAUUGGCGAUAUACUACGCGCGCCGUCCAGCAAGGAAAGUCUAUUCGCCGCACGUGUCAUUUACGAUUUGCUCUUCUUCUUCAUCGUCAUCAUUAUCGUGUUGAACUUGAUUUUUGGUGUCAUCAUCGACACCUUUGCCGAUUUGAGAAGUGAGAAGCAGCAAAAGGAGCUCAUCCUUAAGAACACCUGCUUUGUGUGCGGCCUUAAUCGCUCGGCGUUUGAUAACAAAACCGUCAGCUUUGAAGAGCACAUCAAAAGCGAACACAAUAUGUGGCAUUAUUUGUACUUUAUCGUGUUGGUGAAAGUGAAGGAUCCCACUGAGUUCACUGGACCCGAGAGUUACGUAUACGCCAUGGUGAAAGCAGGCAUAUUGGACUGGUUCCCACGCCUACGCGCCAUGUCGCUGGCCGCUGUCGAUGCCGACGGUGAGCAAAUCGAGUUGCGCAGCAUGCGGGAUCAGGUAUUCGAGUUGCAGUUACUCAUAACGGGCUUGUCACAACAGUUGCACGAACUGAAGGAUCACAUGACCGAACAGCGCAAACAAAAGCAACGCUUGGGAUUACUUAACACAGCGCCAAGCAAUCUAUUGGCUUGCUAUCAAAUACGCGAUGCGAAUAGCUUGUCCUGAAAUGUGCCAGCAGCAGUUAGCGGAAUAUGAGCCAAGCAAUAAUAAAGUGUUAACGAGUUAAGCAAUAACAAAGUGUUAACGAGUUAAGCAAUAACAAAGUGGAAAUGUUAAUGUAGCAUUUGACAAGGUUUCUCAUUUUAUUUUUAUUCUUAUAUUUUUAAUUCAUUUAAUAACUCUAGUUCGGUAAUAAUAGUGGCAGUUAGUGCAGCUGUAUAGAAUGCGUGGAGCAUUAAAUCAAAUUUCGGAUAUAAUUUAGCUCGGAAACAGAAAACUAUUUGAAAAAUAUAAAAAAAAAAAAAUAAUUGUAUGUCAUAAUAAGUAUGUAUGUUAACUUAGUGCAAAGUUGUAUCUAUUUCAUUUACACCAAAACAUACAAAAUUGCAUAUUACCUCCUCGAAUCAUAGAUAUACGAGUAUACGAACGAAUACGAAUCAUACAACUGCACUAUAUUUAAGUAAACUGUUUUCAAAUUUAUAUCCACUGCGCCUAAAAAAUUUAAAAUUAAAUUUGUAUAAUACUAUAGUAGUUAUCUAUUUUCUUCAAUUGCUUACUUACUCUCUUCUGUCUCGAACCUAUUGUGGGAAUUAUUUAUAUUUGCUCGAUUACUCUUUCUGGCACUUUUGUGACUUUCUACCUACAUAUACUUUAUAUUUUAUAUACGAACUUUGACCUACACAUUUUCUUGCAUAUUAACCUUCACAUUACAUACAAACAUAUGCAAUACAAAUAGACAUACAUUCGUACAUUUGCUGAGUUAUAAACUAUUUACAAAUAAGCCAAUAAUAUUUACUAAAAACAUGAUGUACUACCAAUAAUAUACAAUCUCAACACUAAUAUAAUCAAAUAUAUAUGUAAAUACUUUAAGGUGAAAACUCUCUACAAAAUGUGAUCUUUUCGAUUUUUACUUAAAUUUUUCAACUAUCACACUACGUGUCCUUUCCACUCUCUACUCAAGUGUAUUCAAACUAACAGCUGUGGUUUCUAUUGUACUUUUUAUUUUAUUUACAUACAUUUCUAACUAAAUACAAUACAA
Messenger RNA from Zeugodacus cucurbitae (melon fly), 11109 nucleotides. RefSeq names its product inositol 1,4,5-trisphosphate receptor (gene Itpr). The transcript is spliced from 25 exons. Lineage: Eukaryota; Metazoa; Arthropoda; Insecta; Diptera; Tephritidae. The record is from RefSeq and is a predicted model, not a curated record. Gene Ontology annotation, molecular function: inositol 1,4,5-trisphosphate-gated calcium channel activity; inositol 1,4,5 trisphosphate binding. Gene Ontology annotation, biological process: calcium ion transmembrane transport. Gene Ontology annotation, cellular component: membrane; endoplasmic reticulum. Bases 1407 to 10076 code for a protein of 2889 amino acids.